This is a messenger RNA of Lagopus muta (rock ptarmigan), 402 nucleotides long. RefSeq names its product gallinacin-6-like. NCBI's taxonomy places the organism in Eukaryota, Metazoa, Chordata, Aves, Galliformes, Phasianidae. Gene Ontology annotation, molecular function: CCR6 chemokine receptor binding; chemoattractant activity. Gene Ontology annotation, biological process: defense response to bacterium; cell chemotaxis. The transcript is spliced from 4 exons. Bases 103 to 303 code for a protein of 66 amino acids. Gene Ontology annotation, cellular component: extracellular region. The record is from RefSeq and is a predicted model, not a curated record.
AGAAGGCGGCGGUGCUCCUCCUCCUCCUCACUGGGUAAUCCCUCCUGUGGCUGCUUCUGGACAGUUCCUUGCAGAUCAGGAUUUUGCAUCCCGGCCGUGGCCAUGAGGAUCCUUUACCUGCUGCUGGCUGUGCUCUUUGUGGUGCUGCAGGCCGUUGCAGGUGAGCCCUCCUUUUCCAGCCCCAUGCAUGCUUGUAGACAUCGAAGGGGAGUCUGCAUUCCUGGGCGAUGUCGGCAGCCAUAUUACCGGGUUGGAUCAUGUGGUGCCAUUAGCUCUUGCUGUGUAAGGGGCAGGUGGACCUGAUGAUUCCCUGGCUUCUCCUGGGAAAUCCUUCCUGCAUCUACCAAAUGCCAUCUCUGCACUCCAGCCCCAUCACACCUGCUGGCACCACAUCUCCUGCAA